AUCUUUUUGAUUUCUUGCGGAGUAUAUACCUAGGAACAUAUCCAAAACAUUACCCUUGCUGGUGACACUUGUGCUUGUUUGCAGUUGUGAUUGUUCUGCCUCGACAUCUUGGAAAGCGAUACCGAAGAAACUAUGUCCGGUCCAGGCGUCGGUUACGAGUACCCGUCCACCGAAGUAUCAUGGCUGAAGCGAGACGUCCUUUUGUUCGCAGUCAGCAUUGGCUGCACCGUUGACGAACUACACUUUAUCUAUGAACUCCAUCCCAAGUUCGCCGUCUUCCCGACAUACUCAAUCAUCCUACCAUUCAAAAAAACAACGCAAGAAGUAAUAGAUUUCUACGCCGCCCAAGCCUCCAACCCAAUCCCCGGCGUCCCCAAACUCGACAGCCGCCGCGUCGUCGACGGCCAGCGCCUCCUACAAUUCCUCAAACCGCUCCCCGUGACUUCCGAGGGCCGCCGAUUCGAACUCCGCUCCAAAGUCCUCGGCGUCUACGACAAGGGGAAGCCCGGCACCGUGGUCGAGACCGAGCAGACCAUCGUCGACAAGGACACGGGCGAAGUCUACACCCGCGCCGUCGGAUCGGGUUUCUUCGUCGGCCAGGGCGGAUGGGGAGGGCCCAAGGGUCCGUCAACGAUAAACUAUCCCCCACCAAAGGGUCGAGAGGGCAGUCCAGAUAAAGUCAGCGAGACGCAACUGACCCCCGAGAGUGCGCAUUUAUACCGAUUGAACGGCGACUACAACCCACUCCAUGCAACGCCCGAACCAGGCCAGAAAAUGGGCUUCGGCGGCCCCAUCAUGCACGGCCUAUUCAGCUGGAACACGGCAGCGCAUGCCCUGCUCAAGGAGCUCGGUGGCAGUGACCCGGCAAAUAUGAAAGAAUUCCAGGCCCGGUUCGCAGCGCCAGUGAAACCAGCCCAAAAGCUCGUCACCAAGAUGUGGAGGACGGGUGACAUCAAAGAUGGCUGGGAGGAGGUCAGGUUUGUGACCGAAGUCAACGGCAAGGUCGUGUUGAGUAAUGGGCGAGCUUUGAUGAAAUGUGUCGAGGGAAAGAGCAAGCUUUGAAUACUAGUAUCCAUGUCCAGAAACUUUUCUAGUAUACCAGCCAAUAACUAACAAAAAGUUGGCCUCAG
Exophiala xenobiotica is the source of this 1130-nucleotide messenger RNA. RefSeq lists its product as uncharacterized. The transcript has 4 exons. Lineage: Eukaryota; Fungi; Ascomycota; Eurotiomycetes; Chaetothyriales; Herpotrichiellaceae. Gene Ontology annotation, cellular component: peroxisome. The record is from RefSeq and is a predicted model, not a curated record. Bases 133 to 1062 code for a protein of 309 amino acids.